Messenger RNA from Castor canadensis (American beaver), 1543 nucleotides. RefSeq names its product testis specific serine kinase 1B (gene Tssk1b). Gene Ontology annotation, molecular function: ATP binding; tau-protein kinase activity. The record is from RefSeq and is a predicted model, not a curated record. Gene Ontology annotation, cellular component: cytoplasm. Lineage: Eukaryota; Metazoa; Chordata; Mammalia; Rodentia; Castoridae. Gene Ontology annotation, biological process: microtubule cytoskeleton organization; intracellular signal transduction; protein phosphorylation.
CAAUGGCAGACCUUCCAAGGUUCUAAGUCCAAGUGGCUCAAGGCAGAGCCUCAUUUCCCCAGGGCGCUCCUCCUUGUGACUUCACCCACUGAAGUCACCUGGGAGACAGUGCUGAAUGUUCCAUCCUAGAGUCUUGGCCUCUUAGGAGGCAGGGACAGCAGGCCCAGCCAGCCCAGAGGACUCUCUGUCCACAGUGUAAAUGAGGACGCUGCUGGCCUGCAGGGAUGUAGAAGGCAGCCUCAGAGGCACUGGUUGCUCCCUGCACUAUGGAUGACACUGCCAUCCUUAAACGACGAGGCUACAUCAUGGGGAUAAAUUUAGGAGAGGGCUCAUAUGCAAAAGUCAAAUCUGCCUACUCUGAGCGCCUAAAAUUCAAUGUGGCAGUCAAGAUCAUCGACCGCAAGAAAGCCCCCACGGACUUUGUGGAGAAAUUCCUUCCCCGGGAAAUUGAGAUUCUGGCCAUGCUAAACCACCGCUCCAUCAUCAAGACCUACGAGAUCUUUGAGACAUCUGAUGGCAAGGUCUACAUCGUCAUGGAGCUUGGGGUCCAGGGCGACCUCCUAGAAUUCAUCAAAACCCGAGGAGCCUUGAAAGAGGAUGAUGCUCGCAAGAAGUUCCACCAGCUCUCCUCAGCCAUCAAGUAUUGCCAUGACCUGGACGUCGUCCACCGAGACCUCAAGUGUGAGAACCUUCUGCUCGACAAAGAUUUCAACAUCAAGCUGACUGACUUCGGCUUCUCCAAGCGAUGCCUGAGAGAUGACAGCGGCCGCCUGACAUUAAGCAAGACCUUCUGUGGGUCAGCGGCUUAUGCAGCCCCCGAGGUGCUGCAGGGCAUCCCCUACCAGCCCAAGGUGUACGACAUCUGGAGCCUGGGCGUGAUCCUGUACAUCAUGGUCUGUGGCUCCAUGCCCUUUGAUGACUCCAACAUCAAAAAGAUGCUGUGCAUCCAGAAGGAGCACCGCCUCAACUUCCCACGCUCCAAGCACCUGACGGGAGAGUGCAAAGACCUCAUCUCCCGCAUGCUACAGCCGGACGUCAACCGGCGGUUGCACAUUGACGAGAUCCUCAGUCAUUGCUGGGUGCAGCCCAAGGCAUGGGGUCUGUCCUCUGCAGCCGUCAACAAGGAAGGGGAGAGCUCCCGGGCCACUGAGCCCUCAUGGACCCCUGAACCUGGCUCUGAAAAAAAAUCUGCCACCAAGGUAGAGCCUCAGGAAGAGGCCCAGCCCAAGACCAAACCCAAGGAGGACACAGUGCAAGUGGCUAGGCAGUCAGAGACGGUGAGCAUCAGCAACGAGCAGCUGACCAAAGAGACAGAGGCAGGGACCCCCCAACAGCCUCCAGAGACACACACCUAAUGAGCCUCUUGCGGCCCAUGGGGCCGGUAAGGAAUGAGACAGAGCUCAUGGCUUGAAGCCUGAGCUUAGAAGUCAAGAGACGAGCCAGUACUGGAUGAGCUACUAUUUUCAUGUCUCUUCUCCCUCCCUUUGAACUUGAUAGCUCAUAUGGCUAAAGAAGCAAUAAAUCACUACAUUAGUGCAGACCC